Molecule: messenger RNA, 1044 nt
Organism: Monomorium pharaonis (pharaoh ant)
Lineage: Eukaryota; Metazoa; Arthropoda; Insecta; Hymenoptera; Formicidae
Exons: 3
Coding region: 1-1044 (347 amino acids)
Molecular function (GO): protein dimerization activity
Source: RefSeq, a predicted model, not a curated record
AUGCAAUCUAUUACAAUCGGGGUACACGCACUCAGUGAGAGUCACACUGCUGCCUACAUAAGUACUAUUAUUUUAGAAAUCUGUGGUCAGUGGGGCAUUGAAGUAAAUAAAGUAUCCGUUAUUGUAACAGAUAAUGCUGAAAACAUAGUUAAAGCGGCAAAAGACACAUUCGGCAGAGCUAAGCAUCUUCCUUGUUUUGCGCACACCAUAAAUCUUCUGGCACAUGAUGUACUUGGCACACAUUCUUUGAAGAAACUUCAAUAUGAAAGAGGUAAAACUGAAGGAUCAGCUUUAAGAUUAAUUCAAGAUGUUAGCACGAGAUGGAACUCGACUUAUAUUUCACUAAUGCGAUUUUGUCAACUUUCCGAUGAAAUUGGUAUCACACUUUUGAAGCAUUCUGAUUCGCCAAACAUGCUUACUAGAGCAGAGUUAAACGAAGUUAAAGUUAUUUGUAAAUUACUAGCACCACUUUAUAAAAGAAUUGCUUCGAUUGAGGUUUACGAAGAAACAAUAAUAGCUAAAAAAAUAAAAGAUCAUUUGCUGUUACAAUUUGGUAUAAGAUUCGGUAAUGUAGAAAGAGUUCGACCAUUAGCAUUAGCUACUAUAUUAGAUCCGCGUUUUAAAAAACUUUAUUUUAAAAAACCACUGGCAGUUGCGGAAGCAAUUAAUAUUUUAUGUAAGGAAAUAAACAUAAUUCGCCAAAAUGUGCAAAGCACAACUUCUUCGACUCAAUAUUUUGACAAUAAUCAACAUUCUUCAAAUAACGAAAAUGAAGAUUUAUGGAUUGAUCACGAUGUUCUUAUAACUAAAAACUUUGUUUCGCAAGAAGAAGAAGAAAUUGAAGGUAUUUCAAUAGAACUGCGUCAAUUUUUAAAUUUGCCUGUAGUAAAUCAAACAAGUAAUCCUUAUGAAAUAUGGGAUACUUUGAAAUCUCAGUUUCCAAAUAUACAUAAGAUAGCAAUAGGGCAUCUUUCAAUAGUAGCUACCUCAGUACCUGCAGAAAGACUAUUUUCAAAGACAGGACUUGUUGCCACCGAUAUGUGA